Durio zibethinus is the source of this 1884-nucleotide messenger RNA. RefSeq names its product cytochrome P450 CYP72A616-like. Lineage: Eukaryota; Viridiplantae; Streptophyta; Magnoliopsida; Malvales; Malvaceae. Gene Ontology annotation, molecular function: heme binding; oxidoreductase activity, acting on paired donors, with incorporation or reduction of molecular oxygen; iron ion binding. The record is from RefSeq and is a predicted model, not a curated record.
UUAAGUAAGCUCUACUGGCUGCCAUUAUAAUUAUGCACCCUAAUAUACAUAAACAAGCUCCUUUUCAAUAUGAGAAUUGAAGGUGAUUGAUGAUUGCAUGAGUACCACAAAACAUACCCUUGGGAUGCAACUUGCAAGGCAACGUUGUCUCUUUCUCUCAUUUGCUCAUCAAUUCUUCUCAAAAGUCAAUAAAUUCAUUUUAAAAUGCAAUUAAAGACAGAAGGCUUCCAUAUGGUCUGGCUUGAUCUACAAUUAUUUUGCUAUAAAUAAGCAUGUCCUAUUCGAAUAAUUUAGACAAAAGCUUAAUUUAUAAAAUCCUUGCACAAGUUGAAGCAUAGCAGAAAUAAUGGGAAAUUUCAGUAUCAUCAACACUCUUGUAGUAUCAGCUGCAUCACUUCUUCUCUACUCAGUGUUGAGAAUAAUAUAUGCCGUUUGGUGGAGACCCAGAAGCUUGGAGAAGUGCCUAAGACAGCAAGGAAUCAAAGGAACUUCCUACAAGCUUUUCUAUGGUGACACUAAAGAACGGGACAGAGCUUUCGAUGAAGCAUGGUCCAAACCCAUGGCUCUGAAUCACCAUAUUGUGCCACGAGUAGAACCAUUCAUCUAUCAGAAGGUGCAAAACUAUGGGAAAAUCUGCAUUAGUUGGAAAGGAACGAGACCAAACCUAAUAGUGGCGGACAGGGAGCUGAUGAAGUUAGUUUUAAUGGACAAGAAUAGUGAGUUUGUGAAACAACCACAAAACCCUCUGGUCUACCUUCUCCAGCAAGGAGUCGAGACCUUAACAGGAGAGAAAUGGGCGAGACGCAGGAGGCUAAUAACACCUGCUUUUCACCUUGACAAGUUAAAGGAGAUGAUACCAGCGUUUGCGACAAGUUGUUCUAACUUAAUUGAUAGAUGGGCAAAGUUGGUAAGUCAUAAAGGAUCUUGUGAACUAGAUGUUGCACCAGAGUUCCAUAAUCUUGCUGGUGAUGUUAUUGCUCGAACAGCUUUUGGAAGUAGUUAUGAAGAGGGAAAGAAGAUAUUCCAACUCCAGAAGGAGCAAAUUGACCUGGUGCUUGAAGCUUUUCAUUCCAUCUACAUUCCUGGAUUUAGAUUUAUACCUACAGAAAAGAACAGAAGGAGAUAUCGGAUAAAUAGAGAAGUCAAAAAAUUGUUAAGGGACGUGAUCCAUAAGAAAGAACAGGCCAUACAAAAUGGAGAAUCCAGUAAUGAUGAUUUGCUAAGCUUGCUGUUGCUGUGCAAAGAACAAUCUGAAAAUGAUAUGUCUAUCGAGGAUGUCAUAGAGGAAUGCAAACUGUUCUACAUUGCUGGCCAAGAGACCACUGCCAACUGGCUCACAUGGACAUUGAUCAUUUUAUCUAUGAACCCAAAUUGGCAAGAUAAGGCAAGAGAAGAGGUUGUCCAAAUAUGUGGAAAGAGAAUUCCCAUUUUUGAAAACAUAAACAAUCUCAAAUUUAUAUCAAUGGUAUUGCAUGAAGUCUUGAGACUAUAUCCUCCUUUUACGGUUCUAACUCGACAUACAAGCAAGAAAACAACCAUAGGAGGAAUGUCUAUCCCUGCCCAAGUAGACAUUCAGUUACCAACAUUGUUGCUUCACCAUGAGGCAGAAUACUGGGGCGAUGAUGUUGAAGAAUUUAGACCGGAGAGAUUUGCUGAAGGAGUUUCCAAAGCAUCAAAGGAUCAAAUAGCCUUUUAUCCUUUUGGUUGGGGUCCAAGAUUUUGUCUAGGCCAAAACUUUGCAAUGAUUGAAGCAAAGAUGGCACUAGCUAUGAUUCUUCAACAUUUUUGGUUCGAGCUCUCUUCCUCCUACGCUCAUUCUCCCCAUCAUGUCUUCACUCUGCAACCUCAGCAUGGUGCUCCCAUCAUAUUGCACCGAAUCUAAUU